Messenger RNA from Ascoidea rubescens DSM 1968, 351 nucleotides. RefSeq names its product ras-like protein family, member C. The transcript has a single exon. The record is from RefSeq and is a predicted model, not a curated record. The annotation marks the transcript as partial. Gene Ontology annotation, molecular function: GTPase activity; GTP binding. Gene Ontology annotation, biological process: small GTPase-mediated signal transduction. Lineage: Eukaryota; Fungi; Ascomycota; Saccharomycetes; Ascoideales; Ascoideaceae.
AAGAAAAUAGUCGCAGUUGGUGAAGGUAAUAGUGGAAAAACAUGUUUAAUUAAUCGUUUCCUUCAUAAUAGAUAUGACCCAAUAGACGGUCCAACAGUUGUUCAUCGAUAUUUUCAUAAAGAGGAGAUAGCUAAUAAAACGUACAAUUUUGAGAUUUGGGACACUGGUGGUCAAGAGGAUUAUGAGCGAUUAAGGGUGUUAUCCUAUGCUGAUGUAGACUUGUUCUUGAUGUGUUAUUCAAUUAAAAAUAUUAAUCUGAUUAUCGAUGUGUUCACUAUUUGGUUCCCUGAGAUUAAAUACCACAGUCCCAUUAGUAAUAUUGUGUUAGUUGCUUGCAAAACAGACCUUCGA